AUGGCAUAUCCAUCAAAAUUCACAGCAUUGGCUGAUAAAGAAAUCCUCUUGAAUAAUUACAAAGGUAAACGAUUACAAGAUUUACCUACACCAUCAUUUAUAAUUGAUAGAGAUAUAUUCCGGAAAAAUAGUGACAAGAUGCUUCACAAUGCGUCCAAGUUGAAUGCAGAGUUUAGGGCACACGUGAAAACUCACAAAUCCACUGAAGGAACCUUGUUACAACUAGGUACUGGAGCCUUGAAAACUGAUAGAGUUGUAGUAUCUACGUUAAUGGAAGCGUGGAAUCUAGUUCCAUUGGUGGAAAAGGGUCUUAUAUCUGAUAUGCUAUUCAGUUUGCCAGUUGUUAAAUCCAGAUUAGACGAAUUAGCGGACUUAAGUACAAAAAUUCCAAAAUUACGUUUGAUGCUUGACAGUCCAGAACAGUUAGAUAUCUUAACUGCCUACAACAUGUCAAAUUCUCGAAGUCAAAAAUGGUCUAUUUUCAUUAAGAUCAACAUGGGGACAGAUAGAGCUGGAUUGUUGAAUGACUCUGACUUAUUAAGCAAAGUCUUGACAAAGGCAUUAAAUGAUGAAGAGGUCAAGAAAAAUGUUGAGAUAUAUGGAUUUUAUUGUCAUGCUGGUCAUUCAUAUAGUUCAGAUUCUGAAAAUAAAGCCAAGGGUGUACUCAUUGAUGAAAUAUAUCACGCAAAUCAAGCUGCCAACGCAGCUAUUAAGGUCGACCCAAGUUUGACGAACUUAAAAUUAUCUGUAGGUGCAACCCCUACUGCCCACGCAUCUGAAAUAUUAACACAAGAAGAAUUAGAAAAUAAAUUAGGUGGUAAAUUAUCUGGGAUCUUAGAAUUACAUGCUGGUAAUUAUCCAUGUUGUGACCUACAACAAGUAGCUACAGGGUGUGUAAGCUAUGAAGAUGUAUCUUGUAAGAUCAUUGCGGAAGUCAUAUCCACUUAUCCAAAUAGAGGCUCUAAGUCGCCUGGUGAACAGUUAGUAAACGCUGGAGUUAUCGCUUUGGCUAGAGAAUUUGGACCCUUACCAGGCCAUGGUAGAAUCUUGGAGCCCCACCAGUACAACAAUUGGAUUGUCGGCAGAUUAAGUCAGGAGCAUGGCAUACUCACUCCAUUUGAUGAAGCAAAAGAAACCACUUUUAUCCCAUUGGGCACUCAAGUCAGUAUUAUCCCCCAGCACAGCUGUAUCACUGCAGCUUCUUAUCCUUGGUAUUUUGUGGUUGAUGGCUCUGACGAAGUUGUCGAUAUCUGGGUACCAUGGAGAGGUUGGUAA
Debaryomyces fabryi is the source of this 1275-nucleotide messenger RNA. RefSeq lists its product as uncharacterized. The coding region runs from base 1 to 1275 and encodes 424 amino acids. The transcript has a single exon. Gene Ontology annotation, biological process: D-serine catabolic process. Lineage: Eukaryota; Fungi; Ascomycota; Pichiomycetes; Serinales; Debaryomycetaceae. The record is from RefSeq and is a predicted model, not a curated record. Gene Ontology annotation, molecular function: D-serine ammonia-lyase activity.